AUGCCAGAGCCACCCAAAUGUAGAAUAGCCCAGCCGUUGCCAUAUACGCAUCCCCACUUAUUUCCCAUCGAUUUCCGCCGCGGGACCGAUCCGAAGCACGGCGGCGGCGUCGCAACUGAUCAUCUCACGCCCGGUAUACCCACAGAUGAGUACCAGCAAAGAAGGCGCAUAUUAAUGGAUCGUCUUCCUAGCAACAGCAUUGUUGUGCUGAUGGGAGGCAGGAUCAAGUAUAUGAGCAGGAAUAUCUUCUACAAGUUUCGGCAGGAAUCAAAUUUCUGGUACCUCACUGGACUGCAGGAGCCCGAUUGUGCACUGAUCCUCCUCAAGGACAACAGCCCACGCGGCUACAAAAUGACGCUUUUUGUGGAGCCCAACAGACCUGAUCGAGAGGUAUGGGAUGGUCCCAGUGCGGGUCUUGACGGUGCAGUCAGCGUCUUUGGCGCAGACGAAGCGCUGCCGAACGACCCUGCCACCAUGCUGACCACAUUAAAAGCCAUGCUCUCUUCGCAUGAACACGUGUAUGUCGACUUGCCGGCACAGAUGACUAUUCCCCGUCAAAGCAUGCGCACAUCGCGCUUUUCCAUCCACGAUUUCCUAGCGCCGAUAUCGCCCACGGGCUACGACCUGUUCACGCGGAAGACUGAUUUUGAGAGUGUGGUCAAGCUGCUGAGCGAUCGGCGCAACACACACUCGCUCGUGCGUGAGAUGGAUGUUUUGCGAAGCCGUAAGAGUGCCAAUGAGAUCCGUGUGAUGCGGCACGCAGGUGCGAUCAGCGGGGCUGCCAUGGCCGAAACGAUGCGCGCCAUCAAGCCCGGGAUGGUGGAGAGUGAAGGGCAGGCGGUGUUUGAGUAUGCAUGUGCAAGGCGCGGCGCUGAGCGGCAGGCGUAUGUGCCAGUGUUUGCCUCCGGCCGGAAUGCGCUCAUGAUUCAUUACGUGCGCAACGAUGCGUUGAUGGGCGACCGCGACGUGCUCUCCGUCGAUGCUGGCUGCGAGUUUGCAGGCUACGCUUCAGACAUUACCCGCACAAUGCCGAUUGCAGAGGACGGGAAAUUUACGCCUGCACAGCGCGAUGUGUACGAAGCGCUGCUGCGCACACUGAAAGGCUGUACAGAGCUUGUCGCUGCGAAGCACGGCUAUUCGCUUGCACAGCUGCAUCGCUUUUCUGUACAGAUGCUCCAUACCGAACUCAAGGAUCUGGGCUUCCAGAUAAGCACAGCCACGCUCGAGCGUGUCCUUUACCCGCACUAUGUUGGUCACUGGCUCGGUAUCGAUUUGCACGACACGAGUACGGUGGAGCGGUGCACAAAAUUAGAGGAAGGAAUGGUGCUCACCAUCGAGCCCGGCAUUUACAUACCCGAUGACCCCGCCUUUCCGAAACUUUACCGCGGUAUCGGAAUGCGUGUGGAAGACGACGUAGCCGUCGGGUAUGGCGAGUCCAUUGUCCUGAGUGCGGAUGCGCCGAAAGAGGUGGUCGAUAUCGAGGCGGUCUCCAGUGGACGCAUAGUGCCGCGAAUGGGAUGA
Molecule: messenger RNA, 1521 nt
Organism: Malassezia vespertilionis
Lineage: Eukaryota; Fungi; Basidiomycota; Malasseziomycetes; Malasseziales; Malasseziaceae
Gene: ICP55
Product: intermediate cleaving peptidase 55
Exons: 5
Coding region: 1-1521 (506 amino acids)
Cellular component (GO): mitochondrion
Molecular function (GO): manganese ion binding; metalloaminopeptidase activity
Source: RefSeq, a predicted model, not a curated record